CAGUCGCUGGGGCUUGGCUCAAAGCUGGAAUAUAAUGUCCAAGUCGAGCGAGCUAACAAGCUAGCAGUGGUAACGGUACUUUACUGAUGUUAAAUACUCCGCAGCUGGAUGAGCUGGCUAGUGUGAGUGGCACAGCGACGAAGCUAACGAUGUCCAGAGGGCUUGAAUUUGUGCCCAGUCCGUCUGAAGACACACUGAAAGAAGAAUAAAUGAAGAGGCAUGGAAAGUAACGGGGAUGUAAUUGCCAGCACGGGGUCUCACGGUUAUUUACAGCUGGAUGCCCACGGUGCAGGAUUAGCUUGUUCUCUACGUGGAAUGACGACAUUUGCUCCGUUCGCCUGCCUAACGGUACACGGGGGUCGGUGAUGCUGUCUGGCCAAAUGCCCUGGUUGUCCGAAUUGGGACAGAGCAGCCAAACUCCAUCAUAAAUCAUGAAAAACUGCGAGUAUCAGCAAAUCGACCCGCAGGCACUCCCGACGCCCACCCCGACCCCUCCGCCUCAUCAGGGCAACGACAUCGACGAGGAGGAGAAGAAGAAGAAGAAGAAGAAGAAGGAGGAGAAGGAGCCGAAAAGACCCAAGAGAAAGUGGGAAGUUUUCCCCGGAAAGAACCGCUUCUACUGCGAUGGACGGAUCAUAGUAGCCCGACAGAGCGGGGUCCUGCCCCUCACCCUGGGCCUCAUCCUGGUCACAAGUGGUUUAUUCUUUAUAUUUGACUGUCCCUUCCUGGUAAAACACCUGACCAGCUGCAUACCUGUUAUUGGAGGAGUCCUCUUUGUUUUCGUGGUCAUCACCCUGCUCCAGACCAGCUUCACCGACCCCGGCAUCCUGCCCAGAGCCACACCAGACGAGGCUGCAGACAUCGAGAAACAGAUCGACAACACUGGAAACACCAGCUAUCGGCCUCCACCGCGCACCAAGGAAGUCCUCAUCAACCAGCAGGUGGUCAAGCUCAAAUACUGCUUCACCUGCAAGAUGUUCCGGCCUCCACGCACCUCCCACUGCAGCCUGUGUGACAACUGUGUGGAGAGAUUUGACCAUCACUGCCCCUGGGUGGGGAACUGCGUAGGGAAACGCAACUACCGUUUCUUCUACACCUUCAUCGUGUCGCUCUCCUUCCUGACAGCUUUCAUCUUCGGCUGCGUGACCACACAUCUUGCGCUGAGGGCUCAAGGCGGGAAAGGACUGGUGUUUGCUCUUCAAGAGAGUCCCGGCAGUGCAGUGGAGCUGGUGAUAUGUUUCUUCUCAGUCUGGUCCAUCUUGGGCCUCUCAGGCUUCCAUACAUACCUGGUGGCUUCCAAUCUGACCACUAAUGAAGACAUCAAAGGCUCCUGGUCGGGAAAGAGUGGCGAAGAUGUCACCAACCCAUACAGUCACAGAAACAUCUUUAUCAACUGCUGUUCUGUGCUUUGUGCACCCAUGCCACCCAGCUUGAUCGACAGGCGAGGUUUCCUACCCGCAGAUGAGUCUGCCCAGACCGGCGGCACGGACAUCGAGCUGCCCACCCUGGCCGCUAAGAGCGAGAUAAACGUGUGCACGCAGGGAACUAAAGGUCUGCUAGAGUCGGCUGCUCUCUCCCCACUCCUGUCCACCUCGUGUCCUCAGGGGAAACCUCAGACAGCUCAUCCCUGCCCAGACAGCAGCAGCCCCGCGGCCAACUCUGACCCCUCACCGGAGCUCUCCACGGGCUGCGGGGCCCACCACACAGCCAGCUCUCACGGGGAUGCCUCUCCUCCACGUCACACCAAGACUCGCUCAAAGAAAUGCAAAAGAGCAGCUUUGCAUAUUCCCAACCCCGCCUUCGACGUCCCCGUCUCCCCUACCUCUCCGGACACUGGCCCUGGCUCCAAAGCCCGGGGCCACAAAGGGGCCAGCUUCGCCCCGUUGCACUGA
This is a messenger RNA of Stegastes partitus (bicolor damselfish), 1892 nucleotides long. Its product is annotated as palmitoyltransferase ZDHHC18-like. The record is from RefSeq and is a predicted model, not a curated record. Bases 432 to 1892 code for a protein of 486 amino acids. The transcript is spliced from 9 exons. Gene Ontology annotation, molecular function: protein-cysteine S-palmitoyltransferase activity. Gene Ontology annotation, cellular component: endoplasmic reticulum; Golgi apparatus. Lineage: Eukaryota; Metazoa; Chordata; Actinopteri; Pomacentridae. Gene Ontology annotation, biological process: peptidyl-L-cysteine S-palmitoylation; protein targeting to membrane.